Messenger RNA from Paraphaeosphaeria sporulosa, 889 nucleotides. RefSeq lists its product as uncharacterized. Lineage: Eukaryota; Fungi; Ascomycota; Dothideomycetes; Pleosporales; Didymosphaeriaceae. The record is from RefSeq and is a predicted model, not a curated record. The coding region runs from base 254 to 754 and encodes 166 amino acids. The transcript is spliced from 5 exons.
CCUAGCAGCACCUGUAUCCUUCGAGGAACACUUGGACCGAUUCUUUCCACCAACCUCAGUCGUAUCAAUCAACUCUUUGCCUCGGAGCAUUGAGCCCUUAACGAGGCAGCAGUCGCGAUCUCCAAGCGAAGUACGAGCAUCGGAAGUGCCGCAACUUUCUGCCUCUGAGUUUUCCACGAGCCCCGUCGAUUCCAACACGAGAUUCUUCGGCAAUCCUCCCGCAAGAGCAUAUCGCGUGCCAUCGUUCCACAACAUGUCUAGUUCUCGCCCCACCAUUACUGCCGCCGAGAAGGACCAGAUGAUCCAAGCGCUCAACACCCAUCGAAUCAAUACCCUCAGUGAGCUUCGACGCACUGAGAAAGCCUUUGCGAAGCUUGGGUCGUCUGAUGUAGCUGCACCCAUGACUGCUGCUUGGACCUACUACGUCAACUCCCAUGGUCUACUCACUGACAUACGUGGCUUGACGAAGAACUAUCCUUUCAGCUCCGAGUGCCUGGAGGAAGCGAAGCGACGGGUCUACGCAGACCCCGAAUCCAACAAAAGUUGGAAUCUCUGUUGGCUGGUAUUGAACAAGGUUCACCAAGAUCAGCUCAUUCCCUAUUAUGCCCAUUAUCAGGCAUCUCAGCCUACGAUGUGGGGAGGACAGACUCCUUCUUCUGCAGGGAUUGCCCAGUUGACGAACGCUUUUGUGUCAGAGUGGCAUGGAGCAGUCCAACAGAUGCUCGCGCACUGGGAGCAGCCCCCUAGACGCUAAGCUCAGGACCUCGUCCACCUGACGGCCGUUACGCCCUAGGACGUGGACUCUACAAAGUUACACUUUUAGAGUAUACAGUGUUACCCUAGGAGGGGUAUUUACUACGCAAAUGUUUGACCUAGUGCUGCUAGCAUU